AUGACAAAUAGCAUAUACAGAAACCCUUAUUCCAUUUUGAAUGUUGAAAAAAAUUGCGACAUUGAAACUGCAAAAAAACAAUUCAAAAAGUUGGCAAUAAUUUAUCACCCAGAUAAGCAAAACUAUCAUUUAAAUAAGGAAAAGGAGAAGGAAAUAAUGCGAGAAAAUAGCAAAAUAAACAAAGAAAGGCAACAGGUGAAAACAGAAAAUAUCGAUUUCGUAACCGUAGUUUGGGCGUACGAACAAAUUUUAAAAGAAAUUCAAUGUAGUAACAAAUUAGAAAAAUACGAAAAUGCAUUGAAUAUUAAGAAAAAAGACUUGGAAUAUAUUAGCGAAGAGAAUACGUACCUUUAUUUUUGCCGUUGUGGUGAUUUUUUUCUUUUUAAAAAAAAUUUAUAUUUCGAAUAUUACGUUAUAUAUGCAUGUCAAAGUUGCUCAUCCUCAGUUUAUUUAAUUCCAUAA
Molecule: messenger RNA, 462 nt
Organism: Plasmodium malariae
Lineage: Eukaryota; Apicomplexa; Aconoidasida; Haemosporida; Plasmodiidae
Product: DnaJ protein, putative
Exons: 1
Coding region: 1-462 (153 amino acids)
Biological process (GO): positive regulation of ATP-dependent activity
Molecular function (GO): ATPase activator activity; ferrous iron binding
Source: RefSeq, a predicted model, not a curated record